AUGUUGGAAGGUAUUGGAUUCAGGGAGAAGGCACGAGUAGAAAAGACUAAGAUCAGAGCUACUUUCAAACGUAACACUGCAGUUUCUCGUAUCCGUGCGAUCCACGCGCAGUCUUUACACGUUGCAGCUCAGCCUAACGAGAUUCCCAAAUUUUUAAUUGCUGCCACCGAUUAGGAUCGGCUGUGAGCGCAUUUCAAGUCGGAAGAUAAUUCGGUUCUGGAUAGUUUGAUAACGCUGGGUGCGUCCGCAGAUUAUUAUUCUGAAUUUUCCACAGAAAUAUGUGAGCUAGUUAUUGCCUCUAAAACUAUCGUUAAUAGUAUGCCUUUCCCAGUUUUUGACAAACCAAACGAGAAUGCGCAGGUCGUUCAAUGGUUAUCAUGACCCCGAGAUUCCAUUAGCGAUAAAUGGGGGAGAGCUAAUCGGAUAGCCUGUUUUUCGAGAUCGCUAUACCGGUCUCAUUGCCAAACGUUUCGAGCUUUCAAAUAUAGAACGAUAUUAUUACUUAUUGGGUUGCCUCAUCGGUGAUGCUCUUAACGCCAUACAAAAUAUUCCUGUUUCUGACGUGACCUAUGACCUCGCUUGGUCAACACUAUCCGAACGCUUUGAUAAACCAAGGCAGUUGGCGACAGUUCGAGAAACUCCUCUCAACGUUCAAUGGUCGAUGGACGAUCUAAAACGAUUUUUAUUUUUGUUUUUGGACCAUAUAUCAGUACUGGAAUCUUUGAACAUCCCUUCUUUAGAUAAACUGUUGUUCGCAUUGUUCUCGCGUUGCUUGCCAUUGUUCAUUCGAAAAGCCUUUGAGGCAACUAACAAAAGUGAGUUUUCGGUGUUGUCAGAAAUCGUCACCUACGUUAAAACACAUGUGUCGCUCUUGGAAGCCGUUGCUUGUUCUAGACUUCCGACACGUGACCAACCGAAAUCUCUUAUUUGUCGUGUUAAUUCUAAAAAUUCCAAAGUGUCAUUGAUUGCCGCGAAACCCGGAACCUCAAUCCCCCCAAAAUGCUUGUUUUGUUCGGGAAAUCAUCCUUCUACUAAUUUUUCGAAGUUUUUCCAGAUGUCAUUAGAUAAAAGAUAUGAAGUCGCUCGAAAGAUUAAGUUGUGUAUCCGUUGUCUUGCCUCCACUCAUUAG
Cinara cedri is the source of this 1129-nucleotide messenger RNA. Lineage: Eukaryota; Metazoa; Arthropoda; Insecta; Hemiptera; Aphididae. The record is from the annotation of a GenBank genome assembly.